Carassius auratus (goldfish) is the source of this 1532-nucleotide messenger RNA. RefSeq lists its product as uncharacterized. The transcript has 2 exons. The record is from RefSeq and is a predicted model, not a curated record. The coding region runs from base 26 to 1489 and encodes 487 amino acids. Lineage: Eukaryota; Metazoa; Chordata; Actinopteri; Cypriniformes; Cyprinidae.
CAACUGCCACAGGUGAUGCAUCAGCAUGACUACUUUAAACCCACGGCGAGUGCUGCUCUUCAAGAUCCAAAAGAAGCUUUCAGAUUUGAGUUUUAGUCAGCUGCAGACUGUUGCAAGUUCGAUAGAUGACGGUCGUAAAACUUACCAGGUAGCAGAUCUAAGUGAACCCGAACUUUAUGACCUAAUUGUCGACUACAUCAGAAGUGAUGAGUUAAAAGCUGCAGAAGAUGAGGGCAUGACUCAACUUCUCCUCCUUUCUGACCUACUUAAUGACGUGCUAUCAGCUGCAGGAACCAGAGCCGCGGAGUCGGGUAAUGUGGCACCUGUCUUGAUGGGAGAUUCACCAACACAGCAACAGGGUCACACUCCAACUGAUGACGAUGGAGAAGUUUGCACACAACCGUUACACAUGGACAGAGACACUCGCACACAAUCAUUACACAUGGACAGAGAAACUCGCACACAAUCAUUAUGCAUGAACACAGAGACUGACAUGCACUCAUCAUUUCAGGGCAGAGACACCUAUGCACUUACCAGAGAAGUCACCUCAUCAACGCCUGGUAUGCCAGACCAAAUUGGUGCUGCUCCUUUGGGUAGGAUGAACUCAUCUAACAUUGCUGACCAUGUUGUAAGAUUGUCUGAUGUUUCAGCUUUGUUACCACGUAGAGAGUUUAAGUUGCAUGGUGGUCAAAUUUGUGAUACAGGCUGUGACAUGUCUUUCAAUUGUCUCUGUAAGCAAAUGGAUCAAGGGUUGCAGGAGGGUUUCAGUGAGUCUGAGAUUAUCAGAGCAGUCCUUAAGAUAACAAAACCUGGUACAUUCAGAGAGAUGUUGGUUAAUAAGGAUGAUCUUACUACUGAUGGGUUGAAAAGAUUUCUGCGCUCCCACAUUAGAGACAAAAAUGUAACUGAACUUUUUCAAGAGCUAACUAGUGCUAGACAAAAUGACAAAGAAAGCCCACAACAGUUUCUUUACCGAAUAAUGGGCCUGAAGCAGCGUGUUCUUUUUGAGUCACAACAACCUGGUGUAGGUUUUAGCUAUAACAAAGAGCUCGUUCAGGGCACUUUCAUUCACACACUUUACCAGGGGUUAAAUGAGAGGAACAGCCAUGUCAGACGUGAUCUUAAACCUUUUCUCUCAGACAUGCAGGUUAGUGACGACUUGCUCUUGGAAGAAAUAACAAAAUCAACAGCUGAAGAAGAAGGGCGAUUGAAAAGACUGGGUUCAGUAGGUAAAAGCAGACCAGUUACUGUAAGCGCAGCUCAGCACUCCCAAAGUGAACUGAACACCCCAACAAAAGUUGACGCUGAGUUGCAAGCAAACCGUGAUGCAAUCAAAGAAUUAACUGCUCAAGUUUCUUCUCUAACCAAGCAUCUAGCCCAGAUGUCCACCCCCACUGAGGCUGUGAAGCUGAAAGACUGCCACUCACCUACUGACCGCACACAACCACCAUGGUCUGAGACCAGAGGUAGAUGCAAUGACUGUGUAUAAAAAAACAAUACCAACUGUGUUCACUGCUUUGUUUGCGGCCAGG